Limulus polyphemus (Atlantic horseshoe crab) is the source of this 1758-nucleotide messenger RNA. Its product is annotated as centrosomal protein POC5-like. The transcript has 11 exons. Lineage: Eukaryota; Metazoa; Arthropoda; Merostomata; Xiphosura; Limulidae. The record is from RefSeq and is a predicted model, not a curated record. Bases 21 to 1484 code for a protein of 487 amino acids. Gene Ontology annotation, cellular component: centrosome.
AGACUUUUGAAGAUUUAGAGAUGGCUUCUGAAUCUGUGGGAAAACUAACUCCAACUGCAGAUAGACCACAAAGUAGAGACUCUGUUUUGUCUGAUGUUCUGCCUAUAUCAUUUCAGGAAAAUUAUGAAGAACUUUUGAGUUAUGCUGUUUCAUCAGUUCAGUCCCCAAAGACCAUGCCAGGAAAGCAAUGUACAGCUCAAAGGAAAGAAAACCUUUCCAUAAAGAAAAACCUCACAAUACAGAGCUCUUCAUCGCCUUCUGCACUUAAACACUUGGAAGAUCAAAACAAACCUGUACAAGAAGAAAAAGCAAAUUUGAACCAGUAUUGUGAAGAUUCUGAUUUGAAAAGAAUAGAAACUGGCUUAUCUAAUUGGUGUGAACAACUAAAGGAAUUUAUUUUGUCUGAAGUGAUUCAUGUAAAGAUGCAAGUCCAAAACCAGUUCCAGCAACAGCUGGAUGAAGAAAGAAGAAGAUAUGCAUCAGAAAACAUCAGAAUGUGUAAAGAAAUGGAAGAACUGAACAAACUCAUUACUUCAUAUGAAGAUUCUCUGAAAAGAAAGGAUUACAUCAUAAAUAACCUUAGUAAAGCUGUUACAAAACAACAACAGAAACUUAACCUUCUGCGUAUAUUUUAUCAGUGGAAAAUCCAGUGUAUAGAUAAAAAACGUGAGACAUUCACAUCUGCAUUAGCAGAGAAAUACAGACAACGAAGACUUGGACAAAAAGCUUGCCAGGCGUGGCGUAGAUCUCUUGAAACCAGUUGGAAACAAAGAAUAGAAAAUAAAUAUCAAGCAAAAACACAAGAACUAUGUGAUGAGCACAAGCAAGAAGUUACUAAGUUGAAAGAAUCUCUUGCCAUUGCUAAGCAGGAACUUGUUGAUUUGACUAAUGAGAAGACAAAUUAUGAAAAUAACAUGAAACGAGCACUUAUGAGAGGUGUUUGUGCACUGAAUCUAGAGGCUUUGAGUGUAUUUUAUGGAUCUGAAGCUGAAAGUAAAGAGGAAGUAAUAGCUAAACCUCCAAGUUCUUCUGACCAUUCUUCUCCAAAAAUCACCAAUUUUACUGCUGGUGGUCAUCAUAAUGAAAACUUUUCCUGUAAAACCAGUACAGGACAAGAAAAUACCUGUACUCAAAAUUUCUGUAUACACUACAAUAAAUCUCCAUGUGCUUCAGUAAGCAGUGAGUCAGCUCUUCCAAAAGUAAAUGCCAUACCAUUGUCGGGUACAGUGCCAACUUCAGUGCUGUAUCCAACAGCGGCAGUUAAAAAAUCCUAUAGACAACUUAAAGAUGUGCUGCCAAGUAGCAGAGCUGAUGAGUUAUCUGUAGGAUCAUGCAGCAGAACAGGACUUAAUCCACCAAUGGCUUCUGUAGUUGUGGAAAGACACCUACCUAUAAAUAAAGAAACUCUUGGGCAUGCUAUGGCUAUAAAGUAUUCACGAACAAAGAAUACAAGGACCACUUCUAAUCUACAAGGAAAUGUGUGAUUUUAUUAAAAUAAUGGCUGACCCUUAAAUCUCACACAUUACAGAUUGGUCAAAGAACUGAAAUCUCUCAAAUUUGAACUCUUGCUAAAACAUUCAACAUAGUUUCUUUAUAUUGUGAAAUAAAAUCAGACUAUUUUCUGUUUAACUGUUUUACAUUCAGCAACAGGUUAAAUAUUAUGAUGACCAACAUUGUGUUUUAAAAAUUUAUCACAUUAAGCACUGCCAUGUGAUGAAGGAUUAUUGUAACAAAACUAUUAAAAUAACAUUUCUUAUA